Messenger RNA from Serpula lacrymans var. lacrymans S7.9, 1581 nucleotides. RefSeq lists its product as uncharacterized. The transcript has 6 exons. The record is from RefSeq and is a predicted model, not a curated record. NCBI's taxonomy places the organism in Eukaryota, Fungi, Basidiomycota, Agaricomycetes, Boletales, Serpulaceae. Bases 1 to 1581 code for a protein of 526 amino acids.
AUGGAAAAUGGAAGAAAUACAGGCCAGAAAUUACUGACUGAAAAACCCAUGAUCCUGCUGUAUAGGGAUGGUCUCGGAGUUGUCAGAUCACUGUUUGGAAAUCCCAUCUUUGCUAAACACAUGAUGAUGGACCCAAAGCAAGUAGUGAACAAAGAUGGCGAACAGGAGUACAGCGAGUGGAUGACCGGUGACUAUGCAUGGGCUAUACAGGAUCAACUUCCUAUCAGUUCUACUAUUGUCGGAGUUGUUGGUGCAUCAGACAAGACAACAGUUACUCGGGGAACAGGUGGUAUUGACAUGCAUCCUACCUUUUUCACACUCACAAACAUCUCAUUGGACAUGACAGGACGUGAACAUCGUGAAAUCCAGAGGACAAUUGUUGCAAUGUCGGCUGGUGCUGUUACCCCCUCUUUUUUGCGAGCUGACAUGGUCACUUCUCUGUCCGAAUUUCACCAAAAUAAGCAAGCUAUCUUGGAUGCGGAAGCUCGCCGUGGUACGUCUACGACCAUCAACCAUUUCAACAUUCCAAAACUUGAAUUAUUGCAACAUUUUGCUCGAGCUAUUCGGAGCAUGGGGGCUGUCAUGCAGUUCAUGGCUGAUGUCACUGAACAUCUUUUAAUUACUCAUUGCAAACACCCCUUCAGUGGUACUAAUGGUCGUCGCCAUUUUGAAUUACAGUGCGUACGUAUUCUCGACCGUCUGGAAAAGGCGCGGAUGUUUCAUCUAUACUCAAUCCUACGAGACCGCAAAAUCUCCCUAAUCAAUCAUCUUGUUGUUGAAGAAAGCUCAAUGCUUGCUGAACUUGACCCUGAAUCGAGCUGGCUAUCUCGCGCUUUGCCCGAAGAAAACCAUAUCUCCAGCAUCCGGCCCCUCCACAACCAUUUUUUGAAAGGGAUCCAGUCUAUUGAUGCCAGGUCAGUGCUCCACCUCACAAAGCAGCCAGGUAUAAAGUCUAUCUCGAUCAAUGAUGCCGCAGAACUGUUUGCUUUAGAAGACUUACCAGCAGCCAUAGCCGACUAUGCACAAGGCUUAUCGGAUGCACAGCAUCUACACUCGACAUUUUGGUCACAUAUCAUCAUGCCGCCGCAAACUAUUCAAGCAUAUCUGCCCUUGCCCGAUAUGCCACUCGGAAACUGCGAUGCUGUGAUGCUGGGUAAUCAGGAUGGGCAUGGUUUGCAGUCUACUUCUGUGGUGCAAACACGUAUCAUAUUUCAGGCCAUAGCGCCGCGAAACACUGUCCUCGACCAAUGUCUAUCAACUGUGCUUAUUUAUGCACAAAACUUUGGUUAUACAGGAGCGAGAAGAGAUGGCCAAGGGAACAUUUUGGUAGAAGAAGAUGUUGAUAUGUACAUGGUCGAACGACUCUUCCGCAACUUGACAACCAGAGAAAGGAUCCGGGCAGGCAAUGUGUAUCCUCUCAACUCGAUACACUUGCCUGUCAAUCUUAUACCCGUCUUUGGUGCAGUUAUGAACCGUGACAUCAAUUCCAGCAACUCUAUGGAGGUUCCAACAACUUUCUAUGUCAAUAAUUUCUCGGACAAAGAGACCUAUAAUAUGUUUCUGACCGAGUUUGCAGAUUGA